AAGCGGUGGUCCCCAGCUAAUGACCCUGUAGUUAGAAAACAAGGGACCGGCGCAGGUGCUACAUGCUUAGAGCACAGCAGCAGCAGAACAUCAGCCUGUAUAAAUAAAAGUCCACUAAACCUUAUAAAUGACUACUUAGCUUCAAAUCAAUUAAUUUUUACAAAACACUGUAAAAAAUCUUUGACUAAGUCAAGGAAAAGAAAGUGAUUAUGGUUGCAAUUUUUGUACACCUUUUUGUAAGGGGUGGAGGGGGGGCAGAAUUAAAACAAAUAAAUAAAUACAUAAACAAAUACACACAUUCGGUGGUAAAUAAAUAUGUUCAGAACCCUGUAUGUUUUAUUCUGUGUACAUAUUCCUCCAGGAACCUCUGAAUUACGAGAUUGUUUAAGAGUAAUUAUGAGAAUAAUCCUUAAACUCAUGCCACAGCGCACUAAACUGACGUCACAGCACAGCGCCUCAGAACACCAGCGAACUCCGGUUGGAAGCCACUGUCCACACUGAGGCGAACUGAGCGGACUGAGGAGCUUCAGGAUGGAACACUCUUGCGGAGCAGCUGCUAAAACCCUGCAGCAGAUCCAGGAGAGCUGUGAUGAUCCAGGAGAGAGUGAUGAGGACUGCAGCUUGUCCUCAGAAGGGAGCAGUGAGGAGAGUGAGGAGGAAUUCAGUGAUUCUCCUGAGGAUGUUUGUGAAGAAAAUGAGGAGAACAUUGCACCUGCAAGGAAAAAAGCAAGGAGUCAGCCAACACUGUCCUGGAAGACAGAAAGAGAUGACGAUGUCGCUCCACCACCACUGCGCUUUCUUCCUGCAAGGGAGCCUGGUGUGCAGCUGAGCUCAGGGGACAAUCACACUCCUCUGGACCUCUUCAAGCUCUUCUUUUCAGAGGAGGCUGUGGAAACCCUCUGCAGAAACACCAACAAGCAAGCUGCCAAGAAUGUAGCCGGAGGGGUUAAGUACAAAUGGACAGAUUUGGGACCGGAAGAAUUUUACAGAUACGUUGGACUGACCUUCUACAUGGCCAUGAUCAAACUGGAUCAGAUCACAGACUACUGGCGGAAAAACAGCAUUUUUACCAUCCCCUUCCCGACACAGGUGAUGUCAAGGGACAGAUACCGGUUUAUAUCCUGGAAUAUACACAUGAGUGACCCAGAUGAGGACCCAGCGAAUGAUGCCAAGAAGGGAACCUCAGAGUACGACAGACUUUUCCAGGUCAAACCACUCAUGAGCACCAUUCAGAGUGCCUGUAAUUCAUACUAUCAUCCCCGCAGGAAUCUUGCUGUGGAUAACCGUAUGAACGAGAAACUUAGAAAGUUGGGGUUCAGGAUGUUUGUGCUCUCAGACUCCAGCAAUGGGUACACUGUAGAGUUUUCUGUCAACACCAUACGAAACUUGUACGAAGACCAGGAACUCUUGUAUGAGUGUGUCAUGUCACUGAUUAACAAAAGGUAUCUGGGGUCUGGGUACCACGUGUAUAUGGACAGUUUAUUCACAAGCCCGAAGCUCUUUAAGGACUUAAUUACAUGUAAGAUUGGUGCUUGUGGAAUGUACAGAGAGUCCAUCAGAGACUGUCCACACGAUGCUGACAAUGCGCUGACCAGGACCUCACCUAGAGGAAAGUACCGCUGGAUAAGGGAUGGUUCUCUUCUCUUUGUGAAGUGGAUGGACAAACACGAGGUGUCUGUCUGUUCCACUAUCCAUCGAGCCUUUACUGGAGAUACGGUACAGAGAAAAGUAAAAUCCAAAAAGCUUGUCUACACCACACAGUCCAUUCCAUGUCCUUCACCAGUGAUGGAGUACAACAAGGUCAUGGGGGGUGUGGGUUUGUCCAACCAGCUGAUCCAGUAUUACACAGCACAGCACAAAACUUUGAAGUGGUACAGGAAGCUCUUUUUCUACUUUUUGGACAUUGCUGCAACCAAUUCCUACAUUCUCCACAAAGAACUGCACCAGGACAGCAGAACCUACAAGGCCUUCAUGGAGGAGCUCACUACUCAGCUGUGUGGUGUGAAACAGAAGAAAGGUGUUCAUGUGCCAGUUACUGCAGCUGACCAAGUCACUGAUCCCAAGGUGAAGAUGACAAACCUCCGCAGGACCUGUGUAUAUUGCCGGACGUAUAGAGGAACGAAAGCAAAAACCUACUGGAUGUGCAAAGAAUGUGAUCUGUACCUUUGCCUUUUACCAGAAAGAAACUGUUUUUACGCCUGGCAUUCUGAUUAGGACUGAUAACUUACAGCUUAUUUUUUACUCUUCAAUAAUUUAUUGUUUGUACUUUUCUACUAUUCAUUAAUGUCCAUUGCAUGUGUUGGUUUCUAUACAGCAUUUUCUAAUAAUCUGGGGAAAGGCUUUUAUUGUUCUUGUUAGGGGUGGGCGAUAUGGCCCUAAAAUAAUAUCACGAUAUUUCAUGGUAUUAUCACAAUAACGAUACUCUUGGCGAUAUGACAAAAGAAUAAAAAAUACACUACUGCAACAAAACAAAACUUACAUUUUAUUAUUGUAUAAGAUAUGAUAUUGCACACCUCUAACUGAGAUAUUUAAAAAAAAAUCCAGAAUUUUUGCAUAUUUGUAACAGAAGUCAAUGAUUCAGAAUGUAAUGAUACUAAUAAUAACGCACUCCAAAUAUCUCCAUAUAUCCAAGAUUUAAGUAAAAUAAGUGAUACUGGACAGAUAUUAUCUGUCUCUAUUAGAUAUUUAAUCGGAAGUGACAAAUGUGUGAAUUUGUCUUUUGCUUAAACCAGCAAAAAAAAGUAGUACCCUAAUGUGAUAUUUAGGGGUGAGUUUUAUGGUACGAUAUUUCAGGGUAUAAUAUCGUUCACAAUAUUCAAAAAUGUUGGCAAUAUUAUCACAUACGAUAUGAUCUGGCACACCUCUAGUUCUUGUUGUUAUUAUUAUUAUGAAAAAUAAUAAUGAGAACAGAGUAGGACACAAAUACAUACAGACUAAUGGCCAUUACAUUAUAUUAGAUUGUGCAUUUACACUUACUUCACCAGCAUUAAUUGUGUAAACUCCUGACUUUGAAAAGUGACUUAAGUAGAAGUUAAAGUGUUGAAGCUCCAUACUUAAGUAAGAGUACUAAAGUAUUGCAAUAGUUUAUUGUAAAAUGUACUACUCAAGUACUGAAAGUAAAAGUUUAGUACUAGACACAGUGACAAGUAUUGAAAAUUAGCGGUUGUGAUAAAUUACCAAGCUAUGGUUUGCUCACCAGUCCAUCUGUCGAACUCGCUGCAAAUAUUUACCCUCAUUUUACACUUACAUCUAUUGGUAGAAAAAUUUUAGACAUGCAGCUGCCAGGAAAAAGACAAAGAGGAAGACUAAAGAGGAGAUAUAUGGACACAGUUAGAGAGGACAUGGAGGUAGCUGUUGUGAGGACAGAGGACAAAGAAGACAGAGGUAGAUGGUGGAAGACGACUCGCUGUGGCAACCCCCGAAAGAAAAAAAAGAAGAUGAUGUUACACUUACAUCUCUGGUCGUAGAGCUUUUUAGACAAGUACUAAGUUUUUCAGACUGUGUGAAACCUAAUGCUGCUUCUGCUAAAACUACCAUGGCUGCAACAAACUGCCAGUUUUUGUGUUCUACUGUAUACCUGGCAACCUGAGGUUUAGAAAUUGGGCUGAAAGAAAUGCAGUGGGCCGGUUCAGAAGCUAAAACCCACACAGAUUCCUGUGAUGCAAAACAUCACAACAAAUAAAAUACUAAACUUUUUACUGCACUUGAUUUCUUUUUUGAAAAACAAUACGGGUUGUAUUUUGUCUUGGAGCAGUGUGGAAUUCGCACCAAAAUUAAACGUAAUAGCUGUUCAAUCAGAAACCAGUCAGAGUAAAACUCAGUAAGGGGAAGCGCCACGACACAGACCUUUGCUUAGUGGUGGACUAAACAAUAACACACAAACAAUAAUGUAUAAUAUGGACAUCAAUCACUUGAAAAUAUUUGUUUAUAAUUGCUUUAAUCGCAACACUAUUCUGUGAUUAAUCAUAAUUAAACGCACGAUUAGAUUUUUAGGCAUAUCUCAGGAUAGUUUUAAAGACUUUUUAACAUGCUGAGUUUAAUUGUGAACUUGAAUAAAGAAAAGAAAUGCUAGUGUAGCUGCAUAUUCUACCUUCAUCAACCUAAAGCUGUGUAUGUGUGAGUGUGUGUGUUUGAGAGAGAGAAAGAGUGAGAUAGAGAGAGAAAGAGUGUCUGAGAGUCUUCAGCACAGUGACUUUGGUUCAUAGGUAGCUUGCUGGAUUAGCGUUAUUGUUAACCGGGCACAGCACAAGUGGGUUUAAACCGAUACAACCUGUGAAACCUGUGGAUCGAUAGUAAAAUCAUAUUUAUGUACUGUAGUAAAAUUUGUGAUGCAUUUUUAAUGAAAUGCUUCAUAAUGUACGUAAAUCUAUAGAGACGUCUCUGACUGCUCCUGUGGAUGAGUCUGGUCUGAGAUACAGGUAGGUUGCUCUUGCAGAGCCAGAUGUGCAUGGAUGAAGACAUAGCUAGAGCAUUUAAUCAUGUGACGCAUACUGAUUCUAGGAGAUAUAACACUGGCUUCUCCUUACGAAUCCUUAGUGAACCAAGGUCAUGUAGACACGCCAUUGAAUGAUUCAGUGGAAGUGCUAUUUUGAGGUAUGAGCAUUGCACAUCUGUAUCACAAUGCCCACUAAAGUAGGCCUAAGUGUAGGAGGUUUCGACUAACACUAAUUUGUGCAUGGAAUUGUGUGGUGUGUGUUACCUGCUCGGGUUUCAGCUGCUCCCAGUACAGAACAUGGUAUUUCAGCACCAUCUUAGAGCUCAUGAUAGACUCUGAUAUGAUUAGGAUUAUUAUAUCCCUGUGUACCCUUAUGUCCACUCUGCUGGGAGGCCCAAGUAGCACUGCAACAAUCAGAUAAAACAGCACCAUUACCGUCUUAACCUUUUCACAGUCUUAUUAAUCAUGUUAGGUAAGUUUUCUUGUGUUUACAUGCACUUAACCAUCCAAUCAUAUUCCAGCCAAUCCACCUUAUUCUGUGUGAUGUGGAGGAGGGGUGAAACAGAGAGGACAGAUGAGGAACGAGUCUCAAUAUGUGCUUUCUUAAUCAGCCUUUUUUUAUCUGUACUGGAAAGCACCCUACACAUCUACACCCUGGGACUCUUUUGCCUUUUUACUGUAUAUACUGUUCAUUUGCAUCCCUGGACACUUGGCACUUUACUGUACACUCUGUACCUUUUCACUCCUGGACACUUUACUGUACAUCCUGUACUUUUGCACUCCUGGACACUACACUACGCACCUUACUUAAAUACAAUACUUGCACAGGUUUAUGUUUAAUAUUGUCAUAUCUGCUGAUACCUUCUAUACUUAAAUUAUUAUUUUACUGCACUACCUCAUAUCUAUGACUGAUUACUUUCACACUUGCAUAGUUUUUUUGUAUUUAUAUAUUUAUGUAUAUAUUUUUAAGUCUCAGUUUAUAAUUUUAUAGUUUAGAGUCUUAUAUUCCUCACUGUGCUCUUUUAUUUUAUUUUAUAAUACUUAUUGUUUGUUUCUACUGUGUACUGUUUGUUUCGACUGUGUUGUGUAACUGCUACUGGCUGCUAAAUUUCCUUCGGGAUCAAUAAAGUAUCUAUCUAUCUAUC
Messenger RNA from Astyanax mexicanus (Mexican tetra), 5580 nucleotides. Its product is annotated as piggyBac transposable element-derived protein 4-like. The record is from RefSeq and is a predicted model, not a curated record. The transcript has 3 exons. The coding region runs from base 532 to 2214 and encodes 560 amino acids. NCBI's taxonomy places the organism in Eukaryota, Metazoa, Chordata, Actinopteri, Characiformes, Acestrorhamphidae.